Messenger RNA from Poeciliopsis prolifica (blackstripe livebearer), 3280 nucleotides. It is a transcript of the gene pim3, whose product is annotated as Pim-3 proto-oncogene, serine/threonine kinase. Gene Ontology annotation, molecular function: ATP binding; protein serine/threonine kinase activity. Lineage: Eukaryota; Metazoa; Chordata; Actinopteri; Cyprinodontiformes; Poeciliidae. The transcript has 6 exons. Gene Ontology annotation, biological process: regulation of mitotic cell cycle; protein autophosphorylation; negative regulation of apoptotic process. The record is from RefSeq and is a predicted model, not a curated record. Gene Ontology annotation, cellular component: cytoplasm. Bases 362 to 1354 code for a protein of 330 amino acids.
UCUCCGGGAUAUUAACACACCGCAGUGGCCCCUUUAAACUCACUGUACACUUUGUACUCUCAUGCUACUCGCCUCCAUACGGACUUUCUCUUGAUUUACAAGUUUUUUGUUGGGAAUACUUGACGUCGAUACACGGGAGUCGGAAUUGAUGCCGGUUUUCGGGAAAUAGUGCGCGACUUAACGGUCGUGACACGACUUUCUCCGUCGGGCACUGUGUGCGGCGGAGUUGGCGCAGAGCUUGGACCGGGCUGCCCGCACGGUCCGCGGCGCCGUUUCUGAGCCCGUCGCUAUUCUCGCUCCUGGUGACUUUUCCGAGCAAGCCGAACGGGACCCGUUUACGCCGGCGUCGCUCAGCUCGAAUAUGCUGCUGUCAAAGUUUGGUUCAUUUUCGCACAUUUGCACUCCCUCGAGUAUGGACCACCUACCAGUGAAGAUCCAGCUCCCGCCCGUCAAAGUGGAGAAGGAGCCUUUCGAGAAGGUGUACCAAGUGGGCUCGGUGCUCGGCAGCGGAGGGUUCGGGACGGUGUACGCCGGCAGCCGGAUCUCUGACGGCGCACCGGUCGCUGUGAAACACGUCGCGAAGGAGCGAGUGACAGAGUGGGGCACAAUUAACGGAGCGAUGGUGCCGUUGGAAAUCCUGCUGCUGAAGAAGGUCAGCUCGGCUUUUCGAGGAGUUAUAAAGCUGCUGGACUAUUACGAGCGAGCCGACGGCUGGCUCAUCGUCAUGGAGAGGCCGGAGCUCGUGAAGGACCUGUUCGACUUCAUCACCGAGAAGGGAGCCCUGGACGAGGACACGGCGCGGGGCUUUUUCUGCCAGGUUCUGGAGGCGGUCAGGCACUGCUACAGCUGCGGAGUAGUACACAGAGACAUCAAAGACGAGAACCUGCUGGUGGACCUGCGCACCGGGGAGCUCAAGCUCAUUGAUUUUGGCUCAGGGGCGAUUCUCAAGGACACGGUCUACACUGAUUUCGACGGUACAAGAGUCUACAGCCCGCCAGAGUGGAUCCGCUUCCACAGAUACCACGGCAGGUCGGCAACUGUGUGGUCGCUAGGCGUGCUGCUCUACGACAUGGUAUGCGGAGACAUCCCCUUCGAGCAAGACGAUGAAAUCCUCAAGGGGAGGCUUUACUUCAGGAGAAGGAUCUCAGCUGAAUGCCAGCAGCUGAUCAAAUGGUGCCUGGCCCUGCGGCCCUCCGACCGGCCCACUCUGGAGCAGAUCUGCGACCACCCCUGGAUGAGGAACGCGGAGGAGUCCCCCAAGUCGCCAGAGGAGCCCGCGGCGGGAGAAAUCCGCCUCAGAACCAUCGACACGGACUCUUCGUCAAGCACAAGCUCAAGCAAGGAGAGCCUCUGAGCGCGGUUCCGAUGGGACUCAGUGGACUUUGUGAAGAAAUAGAAGGGGGGGAUGGUGGGAGGAUGAAAAGAGGGGACAGACACGGACUUCUGCCCACCCAGAACUGUCAGCGGCCAUGUGCUUCACUCAUUUGGCCCAGAGAGAAACAACAGGAAAUAAGAGUACAUUCAUUUUUUUUCCUCUUUUGUAGGGAAUUUCUUAUUUAUUUUUGUUGGUUACACUUUAUCUUAUUCGUCCCCAUCUCCUCUCCCCCUUUUUUUUUAUUUUCCAAUUCAGUUCAUUAUACUUGUUUCCAAAUGGGGAACAUUUUGCUGUUUGGGUGGUCUUACCAGCACUAUUUAUUUCCCCUCCCUUUCUUUAUAUUACUAGGCAGAUAUAUGCAUAUAUAUGUAUAUACAUAUAUAUGCAUAUAUAGAGCUGGCAAGGCCCUCCUAUUCAGACUGCUCUCAUAGAGCUUGGAGAAGAGUUUUUAUUUAAAUGUUUUAAUUUUGAUUUUGGAGUGCCUUUUUUUGGAAAGCUGCUUUUCUUGGGGGACUUUUUUUUUGUCAACAACCAACAGUGAGGGUAUGGGGGGGUUGCAGCCUGUGGUGUGGUGGUUAGAUUGUCUGUGCUGUGAUGGAAGAAGCUUCAAGAAGUAGAUUUUUUUUUCUUUUAAUUAUUAUUAUUUUAUGUGACGUUUUUGUCCCCCCUCUCCCCACUUCUCUUCAUCACUGUAGGGCAACGCCUCCUCAUUCCAGAGGCGGAGGUGGAGUUCAAGUGUUUGGUAGAUUGGGUGGGGGUUCUUGAGGGGUUGGAGAAGGGGGUGGGGGUAUUUUGUUGUACAGUGUAAUCUUUUAAAAGACUUUGGACGCCAACUGUCCUGCUGCAUUAAAACAAUCUUGCUUUAUGUUCUUCUACACUGAACAUAAACUUACAACAAAAUACUUGAAAGCACCUCUUGUCGAUCUCUGUAAACGCUGCUUAUUCACGCUGUAGCCUGAACAGGUGUUUUGUAAACCGAAUCCUGUCUUUUUCGGAAUGUCUACAAAAUAUCAACAUACACCUUUCCUUCUCUCCCCUCCCGACCCCCCACCUUUUGCGCCACCAUUUCCCUCCCCCAUGCCUGUUGCGGGGCGAAGAUGGGGAGGGGUGUGUGGUACUUCUUUUUGCCUCCCACCAUCUCACUGCUUGACUCCACGUGCCCACCUUCCCCCCACCUCUCCACUGGCCUCCCUAAGGGUUUGGGGGUUUAGAUGCACAAUCAAUGCAAUAUUCAUGGGUUCAAUUGUUUUUUUGUUUUUUUUUCUACAAAUAUUGUACAGCAUGUUUUUAUUUUUAUUUUCCCUUCCUCCUUUUUUAUGUAUGCGUGUACAAUUUUUUUUUUCUCUCCAUUUGCAUUCAAUUUAUUCAUAAACGUAGACAUUCCACACUCAGUGGCUAUUUAUUUAUUUAUUUAUUGUCUAUGCUUAAAAACCCUCCCUGCUCCUCCACAAACACACAAAGAUUUGCAUAACCCACUUGGCCUUUGGUUUGCAUUCCUAUAACCUAUUUUUACAUUUCAACUUUUUUUUAAAUUUUUUUUUUUUCUGAGAUGUUGAGGAUGCACUGAAGCAGUUGUCAAUGUAAAGCAGAAUAAAAAGACGUUUACUUUAAGCAGAGCAUUUGAAUGUUAUUUAAUUUACUUUAAAGGAAUAAAAGUCUGUUGGUAAUGUUAAAUGACUACGUAUCAGAGUAAUAAAUCUGGUUUGUGUACUGUCCAGGUUAAUUUAAGUUCUAUGGCAAACUAAACAAUAGGCAGAGCAUUUUUUUAAUUAUUAUUAUUGUUUUGUCACAUAGCCUACAAAUGAGACAUUUCACUUUAGCUGUGUGACCUGUGUGAAGGAUGGAUAUUGCUAUUUUUUGAUACAGAAGUUUCAAUUAAACACCCAUUUUUAUGUACAGAAAUCA